Molecule: messenger RNA, 816 nt
Organism: Entrophospora sp. SA101
Lineage: Eukaryota; Fungi; Glomeromycota; Glomeromycetes; Entrophosporales; Entrophosporaceae
Source: the annotation of a GenBank genome assembly
AUGUCUGAUAAUCGUGGGAAAAAAAACGAAAAAGAAGCCAGAGAGUGGUUAGAUAGUGCAAAAGAAAAUAAAUUUAUUACGUUUGUAGACUUCGACAAAUUCAGAGAUGUAGUGAAAAUCGAGGAUUCAGCCCACAUUAUAAUAAAGAGGGCCUUUUCAAGGCCUUUAGGAAGAGAAGUAACCUUGACGACAUUUAAGAUAAGUCUUAGAGAUUUAGUUAAAGAGUUACAAAAGUACCAAAAGGUUGCAGCACAUAAUAAUAUUUUGAGUUAUAUUGGUUUAGCGCAAGAUCCCGAUCAAAGUAACUUAUACAAUUAUAGUUUGAUUUUAGAUUAUGCUAAGGAUAAUUUAAGAGAACAUUUAAGUGCCAAUGAAUUAACAUGGGCUCAAAAAUUAACACUUGCUGGAGAAUUAACAAGUGGAUUAUAUUGUAUACAUGAUUCUGAUAUGUUUCAUGGCAAUUUGGGUACAAUAAAGCUCCACAAUUUUGGAAAGUUCAAAAAAAUAGAAGAAUCCAAAAAAACUUUGGCUCAAUAUUUUGAAUCAAUACCCUACUUAGACCCUCAGCAUCUAAAAAACCCAAAAGAAUUCUCUAUGGAUCUAAGGGUAGCCGAUAUAUACAGUUUAGGUGUAUUACUUUGGGAGAUUUCAUCACAAAAACCACCAUUUGAAAAAUAUUCUAAUGAGCCAUGUAAGCUAUGUUAUAAAAUUGUUUAUGAAAAUCUUCAAUGUUGGCAAACUGAAAGAGAUCUGCGUCCUAAUGCUGAGGACGUUUUGGAAUAUCUGGUAGCUGAAGAUUUAGCUAAUUUCGAUUAA